AUGUCCACAUCUCUCCCAUCCGUGGUUGCCCACGCACUCUCCACCAUCGCCGAACCAAUCCCCGAAGACCCCAUACGCCAGUGCACAAAACACAACCUCAACGCCCUCCACGACCUCCUAUUCAAAUGCCAAGACCUAGCCCUCAACCUCGCCGACGCGAAACUGCGCGUUUUCCCCUUCAAAGAUGUGGAGAAUUGCUGGCGACGACUGUAUACCGACGCGAGUAUCGUGAAAGCUUGUCUGGUGAUCGUUGAGAACUGCGGGGCCCUGGACGACGAGGGGGAUAAUGAUGGCAUAGGGAAACAUAAGACGGGCAAGGAGCUUUGCGCACGAUGGGUUGAGAGGUUAUUGGAGCAGGGGAAUGGCGCGACGAUGAAGUGGAAGAUUCACCCCAACGCGUGGUUAUCGCCGACUAUUCAUGUGCUCGAUAAAGCGUUGAUAAUGACCGGUGCGCCGUUACGUGAAUCACUCGUUGAAACCCUCCUAUCUACUCUCCAAGCCGCUACGGUACAAAACGCAGACUCUAAAGGCGACGAAAGUGAUGACUCGGAAUGCUACCGUGCUGCUAAACGCAGAAAGUUCUCCCCUCCGCUAUUCCCACCCGAUACAGCCCCCUCUAUGCGCUUAAAAUCGCCGAUUCCCCGUCUCUCAGCGCCGUCGUUCGACGCCAUCGAGCACCAUAUACAAGAUGUCCGGACGCCGCUGGUGAUAACGGAUGCAGUAGAGCAUUGGCCAGCCAUGUCGGCGAGACCUUGGUCGUCGCGGGAUUACUGGAUGGAUCGGACGUUUAGUGGAAAACGGCUAGUUCCUGUGGAGGUUGGGAGGUCAUAUACGGAUGAGGGAUGGGGGCAGCGGAUUAUGGAGUUUGGAGAGUUUGUGGAUAGGUUUGUUUGGAGGGAUGAGACGAUGUCGGGGGAGGAGGAUUCUGGUCAGACGGGGUAUAUGGCGCAGCAUGAUCUUUUGUCGCAGAUUCCGGCGUUGAGGAAAGAUAUUUGCAUACCGGAUUAUUGCUAUAUUGAUCCUCCAGCGGCGGAACCUGGGACGCCGGUCUAUCUCAAGAAGCAGCGGGAACAGGCAGAAAAUGCCAAAGCGAAUGGCGCAAAAACCUCCGAAGAUACAAACGGUGACAACAGCAACCAAAGAAACUCAGAAUCCUCCGAAAUAAGCCUCCCAGACGACCCCAUAAUCAACACUUGGAUCGGCCCCGCAUGGACUAUAUCACCCCUCCACCACGACCCAUACCACAAUAUCCUCGUCCAGGUAGUAGGCACCAAAUACGUUCGUCUCUACUCACCACACACGCCAGCCUCCCAAAUCUACCCCCGUGGAAGGGAAGCCGUCGCCUCAUCCCCUGCAAAGAACCAGACAGGAUCCGAAGAACAGAAACCAAACCACCAGCUCAUUGACAUGUCGAAUACGUCGCAGGUUGACUUGACAUCCAUUGAGCUUUCCCCGGCUGAAGAGGACCAGUGGGAUGCACUUUGGCCUGGGUUCUUGCAGGCGGAGUACGUCGAGACUGUGCUUAAGGAAGGGGAAUGUCUUUAUAUCCCGGUUGGAUGGUGGCAUUACGUCCGGGGAUUGAAGGCGGGUGCCAGUGUUAGUUUUUGGUGGGAGUAG
Molecule: messenger RNA, 1617 nt
Organism: Aspergillus glaucus CBS 516.65
Lineage: Eukaryota; Fungi; Ascomycota; Eurotiomycetes; Eurotiales; Aspergillaceae
Product: putative JmjC domain protein
Exons: 1
Coding region: 1-1617 (538 amino acids)
Molecular function (GO): 2-oxoglutarate-dependent dioxygenase activity
Source: RefSeq, a predicted model, not a curated record